Molecule: messenger RNA, 2150 nt
Organism: Lutra lutra (Eurasian river otter)
Lineage: Eukaryota; Metazoa; Chordata; Mammalia; Carnivora; Mustelidae
Gene: HEXIM1
Product: HEXIM P-TEFb complex subunit 1
Exons: 1
Coding region: 689-1768 (359 amino acids)
Biological process (GO): negative regulation of cyclin-dependent protein serine/threonine kinase activity; negative regulation of transcription by RNA polymerase II
Cellular component (GO): nucleus; nucleoplasm; cytoplasm
Molecular function (GO): 7SK snRNA binding; cyclin-dependent protein serine/threonine kinase inhibitor activity
Source: RefSeq, a predicted model, not a curated record
AGAGGCAGGUUGGGAGGGGAAGUUGGGAGGGAGGAGGCGGAAGAGUUGCUGUCGGAGGGGGGAGGAGGGAGGGAGGAAAAGAGGAGGAGGCGGUGGAGAUCUGAGCAGAGCCGAGCAUCGAGCUAAGGGGGAGAUGAGUUUGUCUGUCCUCAGCUGAGGCUCCGGCCGGGCCUAGGGAACUGGGAGCUCGGGUUGGAGCGACACCCGUGGAAGUGGGAGGAGGUGGCUCUGGGACUUUAACCCCUUGUGGGCUCUGCGGCAGGGGAUUUAACCCUUUGUGGAUUCGGCCCUCGGAGGCAGCGUCAUCGGGUAGUUUUAACCCCUUCGGGGCUGGGUUUAACCCGUUGGACUUAACCUCAUCUCCUUGCCCACCAACUCGAUUGUGGGGGCGCUCUGCGGGGAGGCUUGAGGUCCACCCCCUUUGCACAUUACGUACUGUUACUGCUGCUGCACCCCCUUGGACCCGCUAGCUGGCCGCGCUGUGGGCACUUAACCCUUUACUGACUUGAGCUCUCCCAAGUUGCAUUUGGAGUUUGUUUACAGAAGGACUGGCUAAAGGCGUCACUGAAGCAAUUCCAGACCGAAGAGGACUCUGCUGGACAUUUUUAAAAGGAAAGGAAACCUUCUCUUCUCCUUAAGGACUUACAGCCAAAAUUUUUCAAACUUCGAGAAGAGGACUCUAUUAGCCAUGGCCGAGCCACUCUUGUCAGAAUACCAGCACCAGCCUCAAACUAGCAACUGUACAGGUGCUGUUGCUCUUCACGAUGAGCGGAACCCCGAUCGCCCCCCAGGAGCGGAGGAGCGGGUGCCCGAGGAGGACAGUAGGUGGCAAUCGAGAGCGUCCCCCCAGUCGGGUGGCCAUCCGGGGCAGGAGGGGGAAGGGAGCUUGGAGCCGCAGCCGCCUCCCCUGCAGACCCCGGUCCGUCCAGAACCUAGCUGUCCGCAAGCAGGCAAGAAGGGCCAGAAUGGGGACGACUUGUCCGCUGGCGGAGCCCCCCCGCCGGAAGCUGCGGGGGAACCGAGGCCCGAGGCCGAGUCUCUCGCACAGCCUUGUCAUGAUUCCGAGGCCAACAAGUUGGGGGCUCCUGCUGCAGGGGGCGAGGAGGCGUGGGGACAGCAGCAGAGACAGCUGGGCAAGAAAAAACAUAGGAGACGCCCCUCCAAGAAGAAGCGGCAUUGGAAACCGUACUACAAGCUGACCUGGGAAGAGAAGAAAAAGUUCGACGAGAAACAGAGCCUGCGAGCUUCAAGGAUUCGAGCUGAGAUGUUCGCCAAGGGCCAGCCUGUCGCACCCUAUAACACAACGCAGUUCCUCAUGGAUGAUCACGACCAGGAGGAGCCGGAUCUCAAAACCGGUCUCUACCCUAAGCGGGCCGCUGCCAAAUCCGACGACACCAGCGACGAGGACUUCAUGGAAGAAGCGGGCGAGGAGGAUGGGGGCAGCGACGGGAUGGGAGGAGACGGCAGCGAGUUUCUGCAGCGGGACUUCUCGGAGACCUACGAGCGGUACCACGCGGAGAGUCUGCAGAACAUGAGCAAGCAGGAGCUUAUCAAGGAGUACUUGGAGCUGGAGAAGUGCCUCUCACGCAUGGAGGACGAGAAUAACCGGCUGCGGCUGGAAAGCAAGCGGCUGGGCGGCGACGACGCGCGUGUUCGGGAGUUGGAGCUAGAGCUGGACCGGCUGCGCGCCGAGAACCUCCAGCUGCUGACGGAGAACGAACUGCACCGGCAGCAGGAGCGAGCGCCGCUGUCCAAGUUUGGGGACUAGACUGAAACUUUUUUGGGGGAGGGGGCAAAGGGGACUUUUUACAGUGAUGGAAUGUAACAUUAUACACAUGUGUAUAUAAGACAGUGGACCUUUUUAUGACAAUAAUCAGAAGAGAAAAUCCCCCCCGGCUUUGGUUGGUUUGGUAAAUUUAGCUAUGAUGUAGCUUGCGUGCUUUUCUCCUGUUCUUUAAUUAUGUGAAACUGAAGGGUUGCUUUUCUUGUUUUCCUUUUUAGAAGUUUUUUUUUUUUUAAUGUGUAAGUAACUUGACCAAGUUAUAAUGCAUUUUUCUGUUAAAAAUCCCAUCCUUAAACGGAGCUAAGGUGGCCAAAUCUGAGAAUUAAAUUCAUUCUAGCUAUAAUAAAUUUAAUAUUUGUAAAUGUAA